CUACCGCGGCGUCUUCUGGGAAUUGCAGUCCCCGCUCCGCUCUGUCCCGUCACAGGAGUUUUGCCCUCUGUUCCCGGGUCCCUCAGGCGGCCACCCAGUGGGCACACUCCCAGGCGGCGCUCCAGCCCCGCGCUCCCUCCCUCUGCCUUUCUUUCAUUUCCAGCUGCCAACAUCCUGGAAGCUUUGAAGCUCAGGAAAGAAGAGAAAUCCAUUGAGAACAGUCUGUAAAGGGCAUCUCUUAUGCUGGGAGUCUGCAUGGCCUGGGCUGAAGAGGAGCCUGGACGUCUGUGAGAAUAAAUGCCCUCAGAGGCUACUCUCAGCCACUGGGCAUUUGAACAUGCAUUUUGGCUUGGAUAAUUCUGUUGUGGGGGCUUGUCAUCUGUAUUGUAAGAUGCUUCCCUAUAAGCAGCAUGCCUGGCCUCUACCCACUGGAUGCCAGAAGCACCCUCUACCCUCCAGGUUUUGACAACCACAGAUGUCUCCAGACCUUGCCAAAUGUCCUCUGGUCCGUAGUGCUAUCUACAUCCAGACAGUGGAAGGGAGAGAAAGAGAAAGAAGGUAUCCUAGGAAUACCUGUCUGCUUAGACGCUCUAGAAAAGCUCUGUGCAUCCUGCCACUGAGGACUCCGAAGAGGGAGCAGUCUUCUGAAAGGCAGGACAUUCCAAUUUACAUCCUCACCAGCAUCUGUUUGGGAGUGCUUCUCUCUCUGCAUUCUUGCCAACUAGACUUCAACUGUGAGGACAUGUCGUUCAGAUUUGGCCAACAUCUCAUCAAGCCCUCUGCGGUGUUUCUCAAAACAGAACUGUCCUUCGCUUUUGUGAAUAGGAAACCUGUGGUACCAGGACAUGUCCUCGUGUGCCCGCUGCGGCCAGUGGAGCGCUUCCGUGACCUGCGUACUGAUGAAGUGGCCGAUUUGUUUCAGGCGACCCAGAGAGUCGGGACAGUGGUGGAAAAACAUUUCCACGGGACCUCUGUCACUUUUUCCAUGCAGGAUGGCCCCGAAGCCGGACAGACUGUGAAGCACGUUCACGUCCAUGUUCUUCCCAGGAAGGCUGGAGACUUUCACCGGAAUGACAGCAUCUAUGAGGAGGUUUUGAGAGGUUCCUGUGAGCCAGGCCCUGGGCUGGGUGCAGGGACACAAGGCUCCAGAAACAUGACAAGGAAGAGGAGGACUCUCCUGCCUCUUGGAGAUCAGAGGAGGAAAUGGCAGCAGAAGCCGUAGCUCUACGGGUCUACUUUCAGUGACACAGGUCCCAAAUUCCAGCAAAAGAGCUAUUGCCAACCAGUUUGAAGACCCCCCUCCCCAAGAGGAACUGAAUCAGCAUGAAAAUGCAGUUUCUUCAUCUCACCAUCCUGCGACUUCAGCCUGCAUUCCUCAAACAAUGAUCCCGCACCUCGGUCACUCCAACCCCCUGAAAAUACGUAGACCUAAACGGCUCAGACAGGCAGAUUUGAGGUUUCCCCCUGUCUCCUUAUUCGGCAGCUUUAUGAUUAAACUUCCUUCUCUGCUACAACCCUGUAUCUCGGUGUAUUGACUUGCCAUGCAUUAGGCAACAAACCUGUUAUAGUUACUUUUUUAAAGGAAAUUCAAUCACUGGAUUGGUCCACCUGCUUAUUUCUUCCCUUUUCAAAAAAAUGUGUCCAAUAUUGAAUUUUUAUACAUUAAGUGGUUCACGAAACCCCUGAAAUGUGUUAAUAAGUAGGGCAAUUAUGAAAUAUUUGGACAUAGCUAGACUUUAAAAUUGUUAAUCUGAAGUUCAGAUAGACUUGGCCUUCCCCAGCUUUCGUGAUUAUUCCCUCAGCAGCAAGUUGGUUAGUUAGUCUCAGGCAGAGCAAGUUUAAAGACAUUCGUGGUGCUCACUCUGCAAAACUGCACAAUUCUCAACAUGCACAGAGGCAGACAUGAUAGGGCUCAGCCCUGGAAUUGAUAACAGUAGCCAACACUUGCUAAGAAUUUGUAAGAUGUAGACUCUUAUUAUCCUGUCUUGCAAGUGAUGAGAAAACUAAGGCUUAGGGAUGUUAAGUAUUAGUUCAGGGCCAAUGGUAAGUGGCAAAGCUCAGAUUUGAACCCAGGCAGUCCCACCCUAAAGGCCAUUCUCUUAGUCUGUGUACUGCCCUCUUUGCUAAAAGAGCUCACCUCUCUAGCUACUUCCUUCUCCCUGUCCCAUCUCUCCUUGUACCCUCCAAAUAGUCUUUUUAGCCUCUUCAUCUUAUCUACUGGCCUAUUUCGGCCUUGAGGACCUCCUACCUCCUCGCCUGCUGGACUUCCUUACCUGCCUUGUUAAUAAAUACAACCCUGUCCAGCACCUGCCUCCCUGGUUGCACUACAGCCGGGUAGCAGAAACCAAAAUGGGUCUGGAUUCCCCAACCAACUUUGUUCUACUUGCAAGUUUUUCAGAUCAUGCUGAAUCCUGCCUAGGCUGCCCUCCCUCUUUCUUUUCUUUACCAUCUGACCACAUGUCUAAAUAAACAUGACUUGGGCGAA
This is a messenger RNA of Symphalangus syndactylus (siamang), 2485 nucleotides long. It is a transcript of the gene FHIT, whose product is annotated as fragile histidine triad diadenosine triphosphatase. The record is from RefSeq and is a predicted model, not a curated record. Gene Ontology annotation, biological process: negative regulation of proteasomal ubiquitin-dependent protein catabolic process; diadenosine triphosphate catabolic process; intrinsic apoptotic signaling pathway by p53 class mediator. Gene Ontology annotation, cellular component: nucleus; plasma membrane; cytoplasm. Gene Ontology annotation, molecular function: ubiquitin protein ligase binding; bis(5'-adenosyl)-triphosphatase activity. NCBI's taxonomy places the organism in Eukaryota, Metazoa, Chordata, Mammalia, Primates, Hylobatidae.